CACAGAACACGUGAUUCGCGCUAUUGGAAGCAAGAUGGCGGUGGCGGUGCGGAGCUUGCAAGACCAGCUCGAAAAAGCAAAGGAAAGCCUGAAAAAUGUGGACGAUAACAUUCGUAAAUUAACGGGACGUGAUCCUAAUGAAUCGAGACCGGGUCAGAUCCGUCGGCUCGGCGGCCCCAUGGCAGGCCCCGGUGGAGGUAGAGGCAGAGGAAUCAACCUGCUCAGGCGUAGUCUCUCAGACAUGGGAAGCGGCGGCCCCCCUGCCAAGCAGAGGGACAUCGAAGGAGCCCUGCUGAGGCUGGCAGGGGACCAGAGGGCCAGGAGAGACAUGCGCCACGACAGCGACGCCGAGGACGAUGACGAUGUCAAAAAGCCGGCGUUGCAGUCGUCUGUAGUAGCUACCUCCAAGGAGAGAACACGCAGAGACCUCAUUCAAGAUCAAACCAUGGAUGAGAGGGGCAAACAGAGGAAUCGGCGUAUGUUCGGCCUGCUGAUGGGGACCCUACAAAAAUUUAAACAAGAGUCCAACGUCUCCACAGAGAAGCAAAAGCGACGUUCAGAGAUUGAGCAGAAGCUUGAGGUUCAAGCUGAGGCUGAGAAAAAGAAGGUGGAGAGUGAAAAGAGGGAGCUGUUUGAAGAGAGGAGAGCCAAACAGACUGAGCUGAGGCUACUGGAACAGAAAGUGGAAUUAGCUCAGCUGCAAGAGGAGUGGACAAGCCACAACAAUCGUCUGGUGAAAUACAUUCGUACCAAGACCAAGCCUCAUAUCUUCUAUGUGCCUGGAAAAAUGUGCUCCGCCUCACAGAAACUCCUCGAUGACUCCACCAAGAAACUAAAUGCUGUGUUUGAGGAGAGGCGCGAGGCUUUUGCCGAGCACCUCAGCAAGAUGGAGUCCCGCCCCCGGCGACAGCCAAACCGUGACCAGGAUGGCAACACGGCAGCAACAGGGAUGGACCACUCGGCGGAGGGUAAGCCAGCAGGUCAGGUAGUCAAGGUGACAGGUAACAAGGGGAUUGCAGUUAUGGAGGAAGAGGAGGAGGAAGAUGAGGAGGAGGAGGAAGAGAAGGAGAGGAGAAAGGAGGGGGAUAGAAAGGUGAAGGAGAAGGACAAGGGUGAGGAGAGGGAGGAAAGGGAGAAGGAGGUGUUGAAGAAGGUGGAAGAAAAGGUGGAGGGAAUGGAGUUGAGUGAGGAGGGGAGUGAGGAGAAGAAGGAAGGAGAGGAGGGGGUUAAAGGAGGAGAGGACAGCGAGGAGAAGGGAGAGAAGGAGGCAAGUCCAAGGUCAGAGGAGAUGGAGGUGGAGGUUGGGCCAGAGCAGGCAGACAGGAGUAAGGGUGAGGGGGGAGAAACAGACAGUAAACAGGAGCCCACAGACCUCCAGAAUGAAAAGACCCAGAACACCCAGUCCUCUGAACCAACUGUAACCAGCCAAGAUGCACCAGACAUCAGUCACCAGCCCCAGCUCAGCCACGCUACAGAGGAACCAGCAGAAAAGUCCUCUGAGGCCCAGGGAUCCUCUCCACCCUUAGAACCCCAAACAGCCUUCAUGGUGCCUGGGCAGGAUUGCAUCAUCCCUGGCCUUGAGGUCCAGAACUCAGCCACUGAGACCCAGGCUGUGGAAGGGAAACCAGGGGGCGAAGCACCCCCAAAACUUCCUGACUCCCAGGAGGCCCCCAGCAUUACCCCUGCACCCUCUAAGGAGGAAGAGGACGUUGGGAGAGGGAGGAAGAAGGAAAAGGAGCCAAAGAAGGGCCGCAGUCAUAGCAACAGCUCCUCCUCUUCCUCCUCCGGCUCCUCCUCCAGCGGAAGCUCGUCCUCUUCCUCCGGAUCUAGCCGCUCCUCUUCGUCGUCCUCAUCCUCUUCGUCCUCAUCAUCCAACAGCAGCAGCCGCAGUCGCAGCCGAGACAGUGGCAAGCGCAAGAGGAGGCCGUCGGAUAGGGCCAGGGACAGGAAGAAAGGAGAGGAGCGAGGUCACCGCAAGAGAGGAGGGAGUGGCGGAGGAGGGAGGGACUCGAAGGGAUCCAAGGAGAGGAGGAAGAGGAGCGAGGAAGGGAGGGGCAGGUCGUCCCGCAGCGAUAGGGAGCAUAAAGAUAGAGACAGGAAGGACAAGAGACGCUAAUGUGGUUCUCAUUCAGCAUCUGUAUAGUAAAACUUACAAACAAAAAACACUGAGGGAGAAAUCAACUAUUUACUUAAAGACACAAGACAAAGGUUUUUAAACUAGUAUUUUCCCUUAAAACGCUACAUAAAGGCUUAUUGAGGUUUUAACAGAAGGAUUUUUCUCACUGUAGGGAUUUAUAAAUCAGUGUCGAAAAGGAAGUGGAUGACUGGUCAUGAUUUUCCUAAGUUCUCCCGUAUUUUUUACUUUGCAAAAGGAAAUGUAAAGUGGACUUAAGUCAGUGGUGCAUCUGUCUCUGAUUGGAUCCCUUAUUAAACAGGUUUAAGACGGCGAGACUAUUCCAGACUUGGUUAUAGUUUGGUCAUUUUAAAUCCAGUUUAAAAAAAUAUUGUUGGCCUGACAUGUAGGUUUUAUAAAGGUCUUUGUGGCACUAUGAUGAAAAGCUGGUAUUGAAUGUUUGUUUGAUUUUUUUUUUUUUUUUUUUUU
This is a messenger RNA of Epinephelus fuscoguttatus (brown-marbled grouper), 2602 nucleotides long. RefSeq names its product pinin, desmosome associated protein (gene pnn). The record is from RefSeq and is a predicted model, not a curated record. The transcript has 9 exons. The coding region runs from base 35 to 2116 and encodes 693 amino acids. Gene Ontology annotation, cellular component: catalytic step 2 spliceosome. NCBI's taxonomy places the organism in Eukaryota, Metazoa, Chordata, Actinopteri, Perciformes, Serranidae.